Messenger RNA from Cuscuta campestris, 1392 nucleotides. Lineage: Eukaryota; Viridiplantae; Streptophyta; Magnoliopsida; Solanales; Convolvulaceae. The record is from the annotation of a GenBank genome assembly.
UGUAAAUAAAAUGAUUUCAAAAACUAGGAAAUUUUAUUCCGUAACCCGCAAUUUGUAAUCAAAUUCGGGAUGGAGGGAGUAAUUGUUUCCGUCAAACCAAUCCUCGAUAUAAGAAAAAGUGCAACUGGUAAUCAUUUCUCGGCUUUCCAGAUUUACGGAGAUACUCCGGGAGAAUGCCGGCAAGUCCGAUGAUAUCUCUCUCGCCGGAGAGUUUUAGCAGCUUCUCGAACCGGAAUCUCGCCGAUAUUGCGGCGAGAGUCGUCGAAGAGUUCAGAGCCGAGAACGGAUACGAUUCGGAUUUUUUCGAAGAAGAAGAAGAAGACGGCGUGUUUGGCGUUCUCGAAGGCGAUGUAAAGCUCGUCUCCGGAGAUUCCGUGAAGGCGGAGGGAAAAGACGACGGCGGAGACGGAGAGGAGGUUGAAUUCGAGUUUGUUCCCGGAGGUGGUGAGUUUUCUCCGAUUUCUGCGGAUGAGAUUUUCUACAACGGCGAGAUCAGGCCGAUUUUCCCGAUUUUCAACCGGAAUCUGUCGACUGAUUGCGUGAAUUUCAAUUCCGAACAGACGACGAGGUCAAAUUCCGGUGAUGAGCGGGCGGUCACAAAUCCGCCGCCGAAGAUUCGGCUCCCGUUGAGGAGACUGUUCAACGAGGAGCUAGAGCCCCCGCCACCGCGCUCCUCUCCGGAGGAAGACGAGAUCUACGGCAUUCCGCCGGGGACGUACUGCGUGUGGCGGCCGAAUGCUUCGCCGGGGAAACCGUCCGCGAGGAUGUGCGAGAAGAGCAACUCCACCGGCUGGUCGAAGCGGUGGAAGUUCCGAGACCUCGUCCACCGGAGCAACAGCGACGGUAAGGACAGGUUCGUCUUUCUGUCGCCGUCCGUCAAAAACGGAUCGCAGGAUUCGGAAAAUCCAGCCGCAGGCGAGGCUUCGAACGCCGCCGAGAAACCGCGAUCUCCGCCGCUCUCCGGUGAUAAACGGCGGUCGUAUCUGACGUACAAGCAAGACUUGGUUGGGUUCUUCGCCCACACGAAUGGGCUGAGCCGGAGUUUACAGCCUUUCUAAAAAAGCCCAAUUCAAUCCCAAUGGGAUAAUUAGCUUCUAAACGAGAUUUAGGAGAUUUAGGAGUAUAUUUUUGUUAAUAAUUUCAUAAAUAAAAUAAAAUAUUCAAGUUAAAUUUUAAUUUAUGGAUUAUAUUUCUAUACUUAUUUUUUAAAAAAAGUAGAUACUAUUGGGGAGGAAUUCCAAGUUCGAAACCUAGUGGUUGCGAUGAUGCAGCAUGAAGCUUCUGCAAGUACCAACUAACUGUCCGACUAUAUGAGAGGCCAUCAGGGAUGAGGUGUCAUCCUCUUUUUUAUAUAUGCUCCCUUUGCCUCUAAACUAAAAGCAUAGUUUGGAU